AUGUCUCCCCAGUACCAAGCCAACGCCCUAUUCGACGUCAAGAACCUCAUCGCCGUUAUUACAGGUGCCGGCUCAGGAAUCGGCAGAGUCAUUGCUCACACUCUGGCGGCCAAUGGUGCCAAGGCAGUGUACGUCCUCGGACGACGAGCCGAGGCUUUAGAAACGACGAAAAAGACUUCAGUCAACCCAAGCGUUAUCACGCCGAUUAUCUGCGAUGUGACGUUAAAAGACUCCCUACAGGCCGCCGCGUCUUUUGUGCGCAAAGACGCCGGAUAUUGUGAUGUUGUCUUUGCUAACAGCGGAGUUGCCACCGCCGACGCCUCGGCACUCAUCCCAUCCAUCGGUUCCAUUAGUAUAAAGGCCAUUCAAGAGGGUCUUUGGCAGCAUAGCAUGGAAGAAUUCACAGAGUCAUUUCAUGUCAAUGUUACCGGUGUCUUUUACACUGCCGUUGCUUUUCUUGAUCUUCUGGAUGAGGGGAAUAAGCGCCGCGUCGUGCCACAAACGGCGCAAAUCAUCAUAACGACAUCACUAGGAGGCUUCGCCAGAAAACCAACACUUAGCUUUGCAUAUGGGCCUAGUAAAGCAGCGGCUGGUCAUUUGGCCAAGCAACUUGCCACUUUAUUGGCGCCGUAUAAGAUUCGAAUUAAUACGAUUGCGCCUGGUUUCUUUCCUAGUGAGAUGACGCAGAAUUUGCCCUUUAUGAACGGUGGUAGCUCGUCACAUGCGGCAAACAUACCGUUGGGGAGAAUGGGAAAUGAGGAGGAUAUUGCUGGUGCUGUCUUGUUUCUCGCAAGCCGAGCCGGGAGCUACAUUGACGGGAAUGUACUGCUGACAGACGGUGGGCGCGGCUGUGUCAUACCGUCGACAUACUGA
This is a messenger RNA of Metarhizium brunneum ARSEF 3297, 873 nucleotides long. Its product is annotated as Short-chain dehydrogenase/reductase SAT3. NCBI's taxonomy places the organism in Eukaryota, Fungi, Ascomycota, Sordariomycetes, Hypocreales, Clavicipitaceae. The record is from RefSeq and is a predicted model, not a curated record.